Medicago truncatula (barrel medic) is the source of this 1015-nucleotide messenger RNA. RefSeq names its product 40S ribosomal protein S8. The transcript has 5 exons. The coding region runs from base 153 to 800 and encodes 215 amino acids. The record is from RefSeq and is a predicted model, not a curated record. Gene Ontology annotation, cellular component: ribosome. Gene Ontology annotation, molecular function: structural constituent of ribosome. NCBI's taxonomy places the organism in Eukaryota, Viridiplantae, Streptophyta, Magnoliopsida, Fabales, Fabaceae. Gene Ontology annotation, biological process: translation.
CAAAAAAGACUUGGGCCUGUUUAUGAUGGGUCGGGUCAGACCCAACCCUUGUUCAGAGAGUAUAUAAGAGACAACACAUUAGGGUUUAACAUUCUGCUUGAGCCGAAGCUAGUUGAAGCGCAUCGUGCAUCGUUUCAUCCAGUUUCUUCAAGAUGGGUAUUUCACGAGAUUCUAUGCACAAGAGACGUGAAACUGGUGGCAAGAAGAAGGCAUGGAGGAAGAAGAGAAAGUACGAGCUCGGUCGCCAGCCAGCUAACACAAAACUAUCAAGCAACAAGACAGUGAGGAGGAUUCGUGUUAGAGGUGGAAAUGUGAAGUGGAGAGCUCUGAGAUUGGAUACCGGUAACUUCUCAUGGGGAAGUGAAGCCGUCACUCGCAAAACCCGUUUGCUCGAUGUGGUGUACAAUGCUUCCAACAAUGAGUUGGUGCGAACUCAGACUCUUGUGAAGAGUGCUAUUGUUCAGGUUGAUGCUGCUCCCUUCAAGCAAUGGUACCUUCAACACUAUGGUGUUGAUAUUGGUAGAAAGAAGAAAAAUGUUAGCAAGAAAGAGGAGGAGGCUGAGGCUGCUACAGAAGAAGUCAAAAAGAGUGCCCAUGUGCAGAGAAAAUUAGAGCAACGCCAGAAAGAACGCCAGCUUGAUGCCCACAUUGAGGAGCAGUUUGGUGGUGGACGAUUGCUUGCAUGCAUUUCUUCUCGACCUGGUCAAUGCGGCAGAGCUGAUGGCUACAUUCUUGAAGGUAAGGAGCUAGAAUUCUACAUGAAGAAACUCCAGAAGAAGAAGGGCAAGGGUGCCGCUUGAUUGUAUUGUUUCCAUGUUUUUGUAUUGCAUUAGUUGUUUUAAAUGAGACCAGUAUCGAACAAAGAGAUGUUGUGCUUCAGCUGAUGCUGUUGGUUAACAUUUUAAUAUCUCUUAAUCUUUUGACGAUAGUGUCUUGAUUUUCCUUUAGACUGUUCUUGGUUAUUUAUGAUUUACAAUUUUGUCAAUGAAUAUGAUUUGCAAUUACUUCCGUUUAA